UUACCGCGGCGCGCGCGCAGGCCACACGUGUACUAGAAGCGAUCCGCUCCUUCCGAUUCGUGGAUCGAAUAGAAGAAUAGCAGCCUCGCUUAGUUUUACACAGUGUUAACAUUACAUGCCGCCCGAGUUCGUGAAAUAUAAUGAUAAUAACCAAAGCAUAGACAUUAUACGAUAAUAACACCCGAAAUGAUGUUUUUGAUAAAUAUUCCAGUAAAAGUGGACAUGUCCUUAUCGAUACAGUAAAAUCGAUCAGCUGUUUGAGAGAGGAAGCCGUUGUUCUGUAACGAGAUGAGGAUCAAUUUUAAAUGGAUAACCUUUUUGACCUUGCCCUACGUGUUGGUGACUUCACUACCGGUGCCCAACCCAGAGAAUCACCAGACAAGCGUUGAAACUAAUCCUGCCUUCGUGCAUCAACAACAAACUUAUGCUCACAAUAUACCAAAGCCCGACGAAAGUUCGAAUGAUGACGAGAAAAUCAUAUCUGUAAGAAUAACUUCAUCUGUCGCCGUUGGCAGAUCGAAGGCAAAAUCCUCUCAUAAAGGAUCUGAUCAUAUCAGAGACAACGUACAAUCUGAAUUUCAUACAACGACACCUACUGUAGUACAUGUAGAACCUACUACAAUAAUUUCUGAUAUUCUUACGACUACUGUAAAAACGACCACUUUGGAAGAUGUUGAAAUUAAAUCUGAAGUACCGCCUAACCUUGUUGGUGCUAACUUAGAGUUUCUCAAACAAUUACAAGCGAAAAAAGGAAUAAGGGGUCUGAACAAUUAUGAGCGUUUACAUUCUUUCAAUUCAGAGGAAGACCUGACGGAUAAUGGACCUAAUCAGACUAACGAUUCAGUGGCGGAGUCAUCCGUACAGUCAAUUUUUAGACAAGAAGAACUAUUGGAGGAAGUACCAUUGGCAAGAUCUGUGCCGCUAUCUUACAACUCCCAAAAUUAUAUUCAAGACCCACCACAGGCAAACUCAAGGUUAACAAGUAUAAAUUUUAACGUAGUACACGAUACACCAAAAAUAAAUAAUUAUAAUGAUAAUUUGGGUACAUAUAUCAAUCCCACACAAUCAGAUCAAGAAACACAAGAGUUUUAUAAUCAACCAUCUAAAAUUUACAGUCAACCUGCGCAAAUAUAUAGUGAACCGGCAAAAGUUUAUAGUGAACCAGCAAAAAUUUAUAGUGAACCUGCUAAAGUGUACAGUGAGCCAGCUAAAGUUUAUAGUGAACCUGCAAAAAUUUAUAGUGAACCCGCAAAAUUUUACAGCCAACCAGCUUCUUUACAUCUUAAUGAAGGUGUUAAACAAGACGAUGUUCCUUGGCAACAAAAAUCACCUACCGAUGGCUACAGUAGCACGAUUGUUUCAGCGCCUCCUACUACAUCAUCUCCAUACCCCGCACAUACACAAGCACACAGGGGACAUGAGCCUGAAAAGAAUUACGAAGUGGAUGAAAAGGUCAGUGUAAUGACGGAUGGCAGAACCCACGGUGAGCAGCCUACCAAUCCUGAAAACUGUAAACAAGAAAAUUGCAAAGUAGGUUAUGUUGUGGAAGGUCGCCAAUUCAGGAAAUAUAGAGUAGAAGAGAGAACCUCAGAUGGUUUUAUCGUAGGAGAAUACGGGGUAGUGAGAAACGAAGAUGGGGCACUGAGAGGCGUCAGGUAUACAGCCGACAGCGAUGCUAGUCCUCGUCUUAUACAUGACGCACUAAUGAAGUUCCUGCAGUUAAAAUAGGUUAUUUGGUCAAAUAAUUUAGUUAUUUGGUGAUAAAACGUUUGCUCAUUUAAUUUAUGUAAUAUACUAUGUAAUUUUUCAAUGCUUUAUAAAUGCUAACGAUUCUUGAUUGAAAAAGACUGAAUGUCAUGAUUACUUUUCAUAUGAAAAUGAUAACAGAAAACUACGAUAUGCAGUGUGUUUUGUUCAUUUCACAAUAUUAGUCGAUAAUUGCAUUCGUCAUUUUUUGUAAUGUUUGUAACAUUUACAAAAGUGUUGACAUACAAAACUUUUGUAUAUUCUACAGGCAUUAUAUUAUAGAUAUUAUCUAACUGGACUGAAUUUUUUCAUGUUUCCGUGUAAAUAGCUUCUUGCGAAUAUCAUGGCCGAUCACUUUUGUACAAGUUGAAUGCACCAGUUAUAUGUUGAAUGCAGUUUUUAAUAAAUUUGUAAUCUGA
Messenger RNA from Bicyclus anynana (squinting bush brown), 2165 nucleotides. RefSeq lists its product as uncharacterized. Lineage: Eukaryota; Metazoa; Arthropoda; Insecta; Lepidoptera; Nymphalidae. The record is from RefSeq and is a predicted model, not a curated record. The transcript has 2 exons. Bases 289 to 1728 code for a protein of 479 amino acids.